AUGCGGCCCGCCGGGACUGCACUCUGGCUGUGCCUGGCCUUGGCCUUGGGCCUGACCCUCGUUGAUCCCCUGGUUGUAGCGUGGGCCUCAGCCAGGGCUCCGAUUUAUGUCAACAGCUGGGCCGUGCGGGUGUCCCAGGGGAACCUCGAGGCCGAUCGCUUAGCGCGCAAGUUUGGCUUCGUCAACUUGGGGCAGAUCUUUCCUGAUGGGGAGUACUUUCACCUGCGGCACCGGGGCGUCGCCCCACUCUCCCUGAACCCACACUGGGGUCACUGCCUGCGCCUGAAGAAAGAUCCCAAGGUGCAGUGGUACGAGCAGCAGACUGCACGGCGCCGGGUGAAGCGCUCCCUGGCAGUGCCCACAGACCCCUGGUUCUCCAGACAGUGGUACAUGAACAACGAGGUGCAGCCUGACCUGAACAUCCUGCAGGUGUGGGGCCAGGGCCUGACGGGCCAGGGCGUUGUGGUCUCGAUCCUUGAUGACGGAAUCGAGAAGGACCACCCGGACCUCUCGCCCAACUAUGACCCUCUGGCCAGCUAUGACUUCAACGACUAUGACGCAGACCCUCAACCUCGAUAUUCGCCCAACAAUGAGAAUCGGCAUGGAACCCGCUGUGCUGGAGAAGUGGUCGCCGCUGCCAACAAUGGGGUCUGUGGCACUGGAGUGGCUUACAAUGCCCGGAUUGGAGGCGUGCGCAUGCUGGAUGGCAUCGUCACCGACGUGAUUGAGGCCCAGUCACUGAGCUUGCAGCCCCAGCACAUCCACAUCUACAGCGCCAGCUGGGGCCCCGAGGAUGACGGCCGCACCGUGGACGGGCCCGGGGUCCUAACACGGGAGGCCUUCCUGUGGGGUGUGACCAAGGGCCGCGGCGGGCUGGGCACCCUGUUCGUCUGGGCCUCGGGAAACGGCGGGCUGCACUACGACAACUGCAACUGUGAUGGCUACACGAACAGCAUCCACACCCUGUCGGUGGGUAGCACCACGCAGCAGGGACACGUGCCCUGGUACAGCGAGGCGUGCGCCUCCACCCUCACCACCACCUACAGCAGCGGCCUGGACACCGACGCGCAGAUCGUCACCACGGACCUGCACCAUCAGUGCACCGACAGGCACACAGGCACGUCCGCCUCGGCCCCGCUGGCCGCAGGCAUGAUCGCCCUGGCUCUGGAGGCCAACCCACAUCUGACCUGGAGGGACAUGCAGCACCUGGUGGUCCGCGGAUCCAAGCCUGCGCAGCUGCAGGCGGAGGACUGGAGGACCAAUGGCGUGGGCCGCCGAGUGAGCCAUCACUACGGCUACGGCCUGCUGGAUGCUGCCCUAUUAGUGGACAUGGCCCGCAACUGGCUGCCCACUGAGCCCCAGAGGAAAUGCACUGUGAGAGUUGUGCACAAAGCCACCAUUAUUCAGCCGCUGAUGCACGUGCAGAAAAACGUGUUGGCCUGCAAGGGCCUCCCCAGCUACAUUCGGUCCCUGGAGCACGUGCAGGUGAAGCUGUCGCUGUCCUACAGCCGCCGCGGUGACCUGGAGAUCUCACUCAUUAGCCCCAUGGGCACCCAUUCUACGCUGGUGGCCUGCAGGCCCUUUGAUAACAGCAGUCAAGGCUACAACAACUGGAUCUUCAUGUCUACUCACUUCUGGGAUGAAGACCCUAAGGGCCUGUGGACCCUGAUCCUGGAGAACAAGGGCUGCUAUUUCAACACAGGGACACUGUACCGCUACACGCUGCUGCUCUACGGGACAGCCGAGGACAUGGCGGCAAGGUCCACGGGCUCCCAGGUGACCAGCAGUGCGUGUGUGCGGCGGGACACGGGGCUGUGCCAGGAAUGUCACAGACCCACCUCCGUCCUGGGACACCUCUGCCUCUCAUACUCCUGUCCUUGGGACUUGAGACAUAGGCAUCAGCCCCUGACUCCUGGGCCUGGUGCCCUGCGGCUCUGCUCCAACUGCCACCCUUCCUGCUACAGCUGCUAAGGCAGCUCACCCCUCGACUGCCCGCCCCCACACACCCCGGACCAGCCCCGAGGCUCCUGCUUGGCACCUGCCCCCCCCCGCCCCACCCCCUGCCUCCUGUGGCUGCCCAGCUCCAUGGCUGCUAUAGCCCAGCCCUGA
Messenger RNA from Elephantulus edwardii (Cape elephant shrew), 2109 nucleotides. It is a transcript of the gene PCSK4, whose product is annotated as proprotein convertase subtilisin/kexin type 4. Gene Ontology annotation, cellular component: trans-Golgi network; Golgi membrane. The record is from RefSeq and is a predicted model, not a curated record. Gene Ontology annotation, molecular function: serine-type endopeptidase activity. Gene Ontology annotation, biological process: peptide hormone processing. NCBI's taxonomy places the organism in Eukaryota, Metazoa, Chordata, Mammalia, Macroscelidea, Macroscelididae.